Messenger RNA from Myripristis murdjan (pinecone soldierfish), 3634 nucleotides. RefSeq names its product canopy FGF signaling regulator 3 (gene cnpy3). The record is from RefSeq and is a predicted model, not a curated record. Bases 178 to 1062 code for a protein of 294 amino acids. The transcript is spliced from 6 exons. NCBI's taxonomy places the organism in Eukaryota, Metazoa, Chordata, Actinopteri, Holocentriformes, Holocentridae.
CGUCGAGCCCCCAACACGGAAGCGAGCGCAGGAGAAACAGCAACCGUAGUAGUCAACUCGGAGCGGCGGAGAGACAUGUAAAAAAAAAAAAAAAGAUAAACAACGGCCCACGACAGGCCCUGUGAAGUAAACAAACAACUCGUGCUGGUAGAUAAACAGGUAAAUAACGGCGGCGGGAUGAUUUUAGCGGCGUGUUUGGCGUUUUGGCUGCUGAGCUCGUCGGUGAGAGGAGCUCAGAAGGAGGGAGCGGACGACGACUGGGUUCAUCUUCCCAACAAAUGUGAAGUCUGUAAGUUUGUCACCAUCGAGAUGAAGAUGGCGUUCGAGGAGACGGGGAAGACCAAGGAAGUCAUCGAGAGGAACUACCGUUUCCUUGACGACAAGAGAGCCCCGCCCAUCAAAUACAUCAACUCAGACAUCAGGUUCAUAGAGGUUGUAGAAAAUGUGUGUCAGAGGCUGAUGGAGUACAACCUGCACAAGGAGAGGACUGGAAGUAACCGCUUUGCCAAGGGCAUGUCAGAGACGUUCUCCACGCUGCACGGUCUGGUGAACAAAGGCGUGAACGUGGUGAUGGAUAUUCCCUACGAGCUGUGGAACGAGACCUCGGCGGAGGUGGCCGACCUCAAGAAGCAGUGUGACAAGCUGGUGGAGGAGUAUGAGGAGGUGAUUGAGGACUGGUAUAAAGGCAGCCAGGAGGAAGACCUGACCACCUACCUGUGUGAGAAACAUGUUCUGAAAGGAAAGGACACAGGCUGCCUGCAGGAGGAGUGGAAACCGACGAAGAAGGGAGACCCGGCGGCCAUCGCGGAGGACAAGAAGAAGAAGAAGAAGAAAAAGGGCGGGAAGAAGGGGAAGGGCAAAAACGGGGAAGCGGCAGGAGGAGGCGACGGAGGCGACGGCAGCUCGGAGGGAGACAAGACGACCAAGAAGAAGAAGGAGAAGAAAGUGAAGAAGAAGAAAAAGAGCAAAGCCCCGGUGGACAAGCUGGACGGAGGAGGAGCGUCGUCGGACGAGGAGAUCCAGGCCAAAGUGUCUCUGCCCGGGCAGAAGACGGAGCUGUGAGCCCCGGCUCGGCUCUCCUGGAAAUGUAAAAACAUCUUAGCGCUGCCGGGACGUCGGCGGGUCCUGGGGAAGUCCUGGCCUCCUUACGUCUUCGGCUCAGCUGUGAGAGGACCUACAACCAUCCUGCUGGUGUUUAUUUAUGUUUUUUAUUUCGGUGUGUGCCGUUUCUCCGGUGAGAAAUCAGCCAUGACAUGUAGACCCCAAUGUUCUGCUUUUAUUUCACUUUCAUUUCACGUGGAGAUGUUGGUUCAAGUGUUUAAAAAGGUCAUUGAACGGUUUUGAUUAAGAGCGUCUUUAACCCUUUUCGGAAAUUGGCACGUUGGUCAACUUACAAACCCCCUCAAUCGCUAAAAGGUCCAUUUUCCUUCUUUCAUUUUCUUUCUUCACAGGCACUAAACGUACAACUCGUGAUUAUUGUCACUGUCGAUUAACCUAUCGAUUAUUUUUAAGUCUCGUGGGAAGUUGAAGUCGAUGUCACAUUUCCUCCCCGACACCCCAAAGUAUUAUUUUUAAUGAUAUGAACGGAUAAGAGGAAGACAAUCUCAGCAUCUUAAUGGUCUUAUUGAAUCCGUAAAUAUGAGACAUUUUUACUUGAUAAAUGACCGACACAAUUAUCACAAUUAGAGUUCAUUAUUUUUGUGUUUAUUGAUUAAUAAGCUCAUUGAUUAAUUGUUUCAGCAGUCGUACACUGACCUACAGAAGCGACCAUGUGACCAAUAAUUUUCUACCAGUUUUUUUUUUUUUUUUGUUUGUUUUCCCCCCUGGAUUAAAGGAAGACCGGUCCCUACUCUGCCUCUGGUGGGCUAAUCCUAAUCCUAACCCUAACCUUAACCAGCCAAAUCAUUCCUGGAAUCCGGACAUUCCCAUAACGGAUUGUAGUUGGCCCAUGAGCGUGCUUCCUGAAAAGUCGGUAUAGCCCUUUAGCACCUUUUCAGUCAGGACCUAGCCUGGGACUAAAUUUGAUUUUUACUCUGGUUUAUUCUGGAGUCAUGUUUUGUUUUUUUCCCCCAAACUAACAGAAAUCUAGGAUCUUCUUAACUUGAGGCUGGUUAGCUCUGCUUUGGAGCAGGAUAAGCCUGAAAAAGCUGGGAAAAAACUGUGUUUAAUUGGAAUGAGAUCAUCCUGUCGCUAAAAUACCCUCAACCGUCUGUGUGUGUGUGUGUGUGUGUGUGUGUGUGUGUGUGUGUGUGUGUUCGUCAGCGACAUGAUCAUCCUGUCCCGGCGUCCUUGAGCUGGAAAGUCAAAUCAGACCUCGUGGUAUUUGUAGACGAAGCCUCUCAAGCCGCCCACUUUAGGAGCAUCAACUCCCCCUCAGCCUCCAAAUUUAAACCAGUCCCACUCGCUCUCUCUCCGUGUGCAGUGCUCUUGUUUGAUUGAUUAUCUACUGAUUUCGUAUAAAUAGCAGCCAAGACGAAAACCCUGCAAAACAUCCGCAACAGGAUGUGAGCGCAUCUGGAAUCGAAUGUAAGUCACUGUGGAGAAAAGCUUCAGCGAAAUGCCUCAAAUGUAAAAAAAAAAAUAACUGUUACCCGGGCGGAGGAUCUGCAGGAUCAGUGUCCGACAGCGUGGAGCUAAAAAAAUAAAUAAAAAAUAAAGGCAGCACUAAGAUGUUUUUGGACCCACAGCCGAGCCCGGAGCCACCAGCCUCCAUGAGCCUGGAGCUACAGCGACAUGAAGAUCUACAAGGGAUUCUUUCUUUCUCUUUCUUUCUUUCUUUCUUUCUGUCUGUCUUUCUUUCUUUUUUUCCAUCUUUGUCUUUCUCUCUCUGGCUUUGAGGAAACAGGGACUUAAAGGUGCAGCAGUGCGCCGUGGGACUGCAGCUGUGUUUCUUCUCAUAAUGUGAAUGUGUGUGUGUGCAUUUGUGCAGCCCUUUUUAUCAUUAUUUUUAUUAUUAUUAUUGUUGUUAUGUUUAUGUGUGUGUGUGUGUGUGUUCCCAUCUGUGCUCUUUUAAAAGCCCACCGUGUUUGCGGAAGCUUUCAUGGCAACUGAACGCUGGCACGUUUUGAUGAAGUUCAUUCUCGAGAUCAAGCUGCGCCGCCUGAGAUGGAGGAAACAGGCUUCUUCUUCUUUACGUCUGUGAAACAAUAAUGUCAUGUUUUAUUUAUCCUGCUAGAGCGGUUUUUGUUUUUUGGCGGGGAACUGACUGUCCAUCUCAGGCGAGGCAAGUCAGACGAUUGCAUUUUCCUUUUGUGUGUUUUUAUUUUUUUUUUCCCCCCUUUAUCUUCUCUUUGACAGUACGAGUGUUAAAGUCUCAAUUUCAGUGGCAUUUCCCUUUAAUGAGUGAAUAUCACAUGUGCUCCCUUUAUUUCUUAUUUGAAAUAAUUUGUAUUUCUAAUAUUUGUGUUGUCACGGUACUGGCUGUACAAAAGCUGCAAUGUAAGGGGUGUGUGUGUGUGUGUGUGUGUGCUUUUCUCCAUGUUACACAAUCAUGUUUUCCAAAGUGAGUGUGUUUUAUGGAGAUUCUACUGAUUUUUAAUCUGACGUUAAAUGCUGGCUGUGUUGUAUGGAAUCGCAUUUUUGAAAACAUGAACGUGACAAAUCGAUGGUUAAAUAAAUGUGUUAAAUAAAUGUC